AAUAGGGUGCCAUUUGGGACGCGGUUACAGUGUAAUGGUAGUGUUGUUUUCCAUGGGUCUUUCCAGUCGACAUGUGCCUCGGCAGCAGCAGGUAAGCUGCUGAAGUCAGUGUGUUAUAUCAGUAACGUAGUGGUUCAGGAGGGUUAAUCCUCCUGUAUCCUCAGACCUCACGCCCACUGCUCUUAAUUGCCAACAGGUUGGGAGAGUCAGCAACAACACACACCACAUCAGUAACCCACGCCUGAGAGAGGAAGGACGCACUACAGAGAAGAGAGGGACUGCUCACAGAAACAAGUACAGGUACGUAAACAAAUACAUUUAUUUGAGUAGAAAAUGUUUUGUGAUGACUUAUGGAUUUGGUUGAGUUUGAGUAUUUACUUGAUGGUAGCGCCUCAUGUCACGCCAACUUGUUUCUUUCACAUAAGGAUGUUUUGAUAUGCUUGUGCUAUCAUUUUGAGCAGCAAAUGCUUUUCCAGAGGUUCAUUGUAGGGAUGGAGUACAUACUGGAUGAUAGUUCCUCUGGUGAUGAGAAUAGUUACCAUGUGGCAGGGAAUGCUGCUGGGUGAUAUUAGUCAGUUAUUUUAUUGUGAUUGGAAUUAUCUUAUUUUUACUAGCCUACUUCAUAUUACCCUUCAUUGUUAAGGUAGUAUCUAGUAGAAGUAACCACUAGUUUUCCUCUUGCUUCUUUUGGGCAACUGUAACUUACUGAACCCUUGUUCAUCAGUCAAUGUCCAGUGUAUGGCACUAUUGUCGUCUUGGUACAUAAUACCUGUAAUAGCGUUAUGUGUUUCUCGUGUGUUUCUCAUAUUUUUCACUCACCUUUGCAUGAUGGCCAUAAUAGGCCUACAAGUGUUGAACAAUAUGGAAGGUGUUUCCCCACUCUCUGGAAUCAUACAAAAUAUUUGCUGAAUAGGUUAUUCAUUUAAAAGGAUAGAUAGAUAGUCCUACUUAAAAGAAACACAACAUUUAGAAAAGACAAAGCAUUUCCAGUGGUGCAGUUUAACAAAGGAAACAGACGACUAUACUGUACAAUGUAGAUCUACUGUCAUUGGCUUCUUGAACAUUCCAUUGUCUCGCUCUUUGUGCACUUAAAAACAAGUUGAUGAGCUUAACCGGCAUCUGUCUGUUUAGGUCUCCAGCCUGGUCAUUAGUCCAGCUCCAUUUGAAGCUAGAGGGGCAGCCAUAGAAUUAAAACAAGUGGAGCUAAAAUGGGUACAACCCCUCAGACCACAAUUUGACUUGUCCACCCAUUGUGGCAUCAUUGACUUGAAUGAGGACAUUCAUUCUACUCGUUAUGGUUCUGUGGAGCAGACAUUCCCAUUCAAAUUAACAUCUCGUGGUGGGUACGUCGGUGGCCAUAUUGGUGUACCAUUAGGAAUGUUGGAUCAAUCGAGGCUUCUCACAUCAGGGCCAAUGCCAAUAUUCAUAAAGCAAUCUUGGAUCAGGUCCCGCAUGUUCACAUAGGCCUAAUCUUAUUCAUUAUGAUCUUAAAGGCAAAACUUAUCUUAGAUCAGUACUCUACCCUGAGACAUUUUAUGAAUACGGGCCCAGAAUUCUGUGCUACAUAAAAAUGUUUUGUUGUUGCAACAAUCACUUUUUUCAACAUUUUGGCCAUGCCUCAAAUCACAAUCUUUGAUGUAUUCCCUAUAUAGUGCUCUACUUUUGACCAGAGAUAAGUAGUGUACUGUAUAAAGAAUAGGGUAUUAUUUUCCUUUCUAGUCAUUCUAAUUCUACGGCAGCAGCCAUAUUGAGGUUGAUGAUCAGCUGUGGUGGUGGGAGGGACUUAAUGGUGAUGACGCUUUAGCCUCGUCAUAACACCUUCUGUCUGCCAUCGGAGGGUUUACUGGUGUGUGUACGUGUGCAUCUGUUUGCGUUCAUUCUUUCGUACGGCAGUGUGUGUGUAGGCGUGCAUGCUUGCUUUCUGCCUUGCGUGCGUGUGUGUUUUCCGUCCCUUUCGGCCAAUAGGAGAGGAGCAUCAGGUGUUGACGACUGAGAGGGUCAGACGUGGUGCCUUAUCAUCCUUAAUCCUCUAUCCCCAGACUUCGCUCUCCUGGAUUGUGUAACAGAAUCUACCGAUAUAAAAAGGAAAAAGAGCCUGGGAUUUCUGAGAACCAAGAGGAGAGUCUGUUUUGGUCUCUUCGGAGCUCCGAUCCAAUCCAAUCCUGUUUAAAUGUGACAGAGAUACCAGGCAAUUUAUUUCAGGAGAGGCAAUAUAGCUCACUUGUCAAACCUUAACACAACACUUGGGGUGGAUUUGCCAUUACCAGUGGAAUAGAUGUCUUUAGACUGGCUGUUCAGUAUUAUAUUAAACCUGUUCUGAAGUGCAACAUGUAGCUCAACAAUGGUUGUAGUCUCUCAGUACCAGACCUCAACACCGUAUUCUAGUUACUAGAACAGCUGGAGUCGAGGUUACAAUGAUUGACAAUAGUAGACUGUGUUGAAAACUGAUAUCUCUCUCCUCUCUCCCUCCUCCUCUUCCUCCCCAUCCUCCUCCUCCUCUUCCUCCCCAUCCUCCUCUCCCCCUCUUCCUUCUCCUCUCUCCCUUCUCCUCCUCUCUCCCUCCUCUCUCCCUUCUCCUCCUCUCUCCCUCCUCCUCUUCCUUCUCUUCCUCCUCACCCGCCUCCUCUGUCCCUCCUCCUCCUCUCUCCCUUCUCCUCUCUCCCUCCUCCUCCUCUCUCCCUCCUACUCCUCUCUCCCUCCUACUCCUCCUCUUCCUUCUCCUCCUCCUCUGUCCCUCCUCCUCCUCCUCCUCCUCUGUCCCUCCUUCUCCUCUCUCCCUUCUCCUCUCUCCCUCCUCCUCCUCCUCUCUCCCUUCUCCUCUCUCCCUCCUCCUCCUCCUCUCUCCCUUCUCCUCUCUCCCUCCUCCUCUCUCCCUCCUACUCCUCUUCUAUCCCUCUCCACCAGGGACCAGAAGAGCAGCAGGAGGAUGUCCUGUCUGGACGAUAUUCCCUUUAAGACCCUUCUGGGAUCUCUGGAGGGGCCCAGGGAAGAGGUGGAGCUGAUCACGGCCCCAGACAUCACUGUCCCAGACUACCUCACCAUACUGCAGGAGACAGAGGUUGGUGUGUGUGUGUGUGUGUGUUUGUGUGUGUGUGUGUGCGCAAUACCGCGCAAUACCACACAACCCCCUCAUACUGCAAGAGAUUGAGGGUAGAAUACACAUCACUACCAUUCACUUUUAUCACUCCACAUUAUCACUGAUCAUUGCAAGGAGCUGUUUAGUAUGAUAUGAAGUCAGAACAACACAGACCCUCUACCAUUAACACCUACUUCAGAUCUCUCCCUGCCAUCCAGUUCUGUUAGUUCAGUGAUUAUGACAGGUGAGGUGAGAUGUAUAAAAAAGGCUUUUCUAUACUGGGACAAAGACACAAAGCCUAUCAUUUAUUUAUUUGUCGAUGACACCAGAAAGCUUUAUUGCCAAACUACACAUGGUUGCAAGGACUUUUUCGCUGUGUUACACAGGAGACAAAAACAUAAACAUCAAAACAGAUAGAACAUAACACAUUUUUAACAAGGGGGUGGUUUAAACACGCUGUUUUCCAAUGUUGUCAUCGACUUUUACUGGGUAGAAGUUGAAGCCAUGGUAAAAUGGCUGACGUCUCCUACUCUUGUCUUAGUGUAAUUAGGACUAUUAUGAUACUGGGUGGCCUUUGACCCGUCCACUGCUACACUGCCAGAUCUAAAUCCCACAGUGACCCCCGACAUGGUUGUGUAUUUAACGGUGAAGGGAAAAUAUCUCUCUUCGGUUCAGUUGUCAAAACCUUGGCCAAGCUUUCUCCUUAAUUGUGUUAGGGUUUGAGUAUGGUUAGUUUCUAAAUUCCCAGAGGCCUCAACACACAGAGUGUGUAGGAUGUUCUCCCUACAUAGCCCAUAGGCUAUAACAUAGCUUAAUACUGGGGCCAGAAAAACUGCUGGGAAGUUUUUUUUUUAAAUCAAUACCUUUACGGCAUGGCCUUUAUGUAAUUAAUUAAACAUCAACAAAAAUGGUGGUUUCCUGGUCCCAGUUCUGUUUGUGCUAUACUCGCCAACUUCUAUGGUCAUUGGCAAGUCAGCACAAUCAGAUCUGAGAACAGGCUAAUUUGUGGAAGUAUUUGGUUGGAUUUGAAUUAAUUUCAUAGGUAUUGUCCUAAAUAAAUACAAAUCUAUUAACUUCUGCCUUUGCAAUGCAUAUAGUACGUACAUUAGAUGGCAUUGUAUACCUUAACAUCUCUCUGACUUCUCUUGAAGCCCCAGUACUGCAAGUCUCUUUAUUCUUCCAGCUGGUGGGAGACAGAGCAUGCAUCCCAAAUGGCACCCUAUUCCCUAUAUAGUGCACAACUUUUGACCAGAGGCCUAUUGGCCCUGGUGAAGAUUAUUACACUAUAUAGGGAAUAGGCAGCCAUUUGCAACGCAUACAGAAUCUCCUCAUUGUUAAUAUUACCCUAAAGCCAUAGUCAUUAUGGUUUAUGAUCUGAUAAACCCAGUGUGAUUAUUAUAGGAGCCUUAUUUGGAGAUUUUCUGAUUUUACUUUCACCUCCUCUGAUCUGGAGAGAGUUGAGUUUGACAGCCUCAUCCAUCCAAAGCCAACAGAACCUGGGUUGUGUCCCAAAUGGCACCCUAUUUCGUAUGUAGUGCACGGAAUAUAAAGAGAACAGGGGUGCUAUUUGGUAAGAACUACUAGUCUGGGAAUUGGAAUUGUGAACACACACACACACACACACACACACACAGACAUACGCAAAUGUGAACGUGCACACACACACCUCUAUUGCAAGUGCCUGUGGGAUCAAUUCAUUCAUCUUGUUAACAGAGAGAAUAGCUUCAAUCUGAUGUAUGGUUUUGUGGUUUUUGGCAUCACAUGCAAGGCUAUUUCCUACAGUCUGGGAAAUUGAUUGGAAGGCAAACAAAGCCAAAAAUGUAGACAAAAUGAAGGAAUUGAUUGUGAAACAUUUGCUGUGAUGCGUCCUUGGCCUUAUUGGAUCCUUCCUUCCUCACUUCCUUCCCUUAAUCACAUGAUAUUGGAUAAGUGAAAGAUCAAGUCGCUAAGGGAAAGCUGAGUGGGUGUUAGACAUUGGCAGUGGGUAAGUUGAUGAGGUGCGUGACACCUUAACAAUGUGAAGCGCUUUGAGGGAAGAAGGAAGCAUUUGCUAGACUGACUGCUUACCUUAUUGAUUGUUUGAUUGAUUGUUUGAUUGGUUGGUUUGCCAUUUGAUUGGUUUUUAUUCGAAAAUAUGUUAGUGACAAUAUAACAUGAUUCAAUGGUUCUCUUAAAGUACACUCCAUUUAUCCAUCCAUCCACCCACCCAUCAACCAACAACCAUUGACUAACCCAUCUUCACCUCUGUCUACAGUACAUGUUCAGCUUGGAGAACUGGGUGCUCCAGGGCCUCCAGGGAGGUUACCCCAGCCAGCCCCAACCCCCCGGCCCCAGAUCCCCAUCCGAGGUGCUCCCCUCCAGCCCACCCUACUGGCACCUCUUCAGCAGCCCCCAGGAGAGCCGCCUGGCCAGCCGACACAGCUCUGACUUCUGGGAGCCCAACCCCCGCCAGCGCUCCCACAGCCUGAACCCGGUCGACAUGCGCACCCGGGUCAAGUUCGUCAUCUCCGACUCCGAGGAGGAAGAGGAGUGCUCUUCGUCGGGAGAGGGUUCCUCGGAGUCCGGUUCAGGGUACGUGUCGGAUCAGCGUGUUCCUGGGGUGAGGAACCCACGGCAGACCUGCACCCCUAACGUCCUGAACCUACCUGUAUCUCAGAGCGGUCUGGUGACCUACCAGCGUAGGAAGAACCUCCGCCAGUCCUCACUGUCCGUUCUGGAGACCUCCAGAGAGUGUAGUCAGGGGACACCCUGCCCCCCAGGAGGACACAAGCCACCACCCUCCUCAUCCCUGUCCAGACACCCAUUGACCAGGGCCAACACGGAGCAUGUCCCCUCCAUCAGACACCACAAGCCAACACAUCCGGUACGGACAUGACCUCCUAUUAGGAGAAAUAUAGUAGAUAAAUGGUAUUGAAGGCUCAGAAUACAUUAUUAUUGUUAGAUAGUUAAAGGGAUAGUUCCCUGACAUGACAAAAUUACGUAUUUGUUUACUUGCCUUGAAAUUGCUUUGGAUUGGUUUACCUAGCCACUGUCACCAACGUUAGUUAAGUUCUUUAGCUGUACACAUUCAUGAACAUCGACACACACAAAAACCAGAUCAGAGUCUCUUUGGAUAAAAGUGUCCGUUUUAUAUUAUUAUUGUCCAACUGAUGAGCUCAAUAUUAUCUGGCAUAGUAGGCUAUUCUAUUCCACAAUCCCUUAUUUCAUAUUUCUAGGAAUUAGUAGCAAUGGGUUCAGUUACACCCGGGUAUGCCUCUAUCAAUAAGUGGGAAUGUUUUCCCAUUUCUUAAAAAAACUUUUUCUCUAGGAUGUGUAGUUCAAGUCCCCACUUCCUAGUUCCCAUGGGCUAUCUUUAAAAACUAAAGCCCCAAACCAGAUGUCCUCAGUGAGCAGAGUAUGACGGUACUAUAACUGUCUCUGCCUCGGAGCAGCGUGGGCCUGGAAAAAGAUGAGGGAGUUAUUUAAACCCCCACACUAAGUAACAGACCUAUUCUAAUGCCAACCACAGCUCAACAAGCUCAUGUGGGAUUUGCUCAACUUUGACUCCAGAUACAGCAGAUAUCUUGAAUGGAGAUUGUAUUUCAGAUUAACUUCAUACUUUGAAAUAGAUUUGUAAAAUGAAAUUCAUAUUUUUGUAAAGCGAAUUGUAUACAGUAUGUCAGUUGAUAGAGAAAACAGAUCCUCCUGAGUAUAUUAAGCUUUUUUUCCAAUUGACAUUUCUCAAAUGUUUCGAGGGAUGUGCGCUCUAAGUAUAGCUAGUGUAAAGUCUGUCCUUGGAAUCGUCUCAAGUUAUUACAAUUUCAUCAGGAUUAGCGAGUGGAAUUACUCGGGGAAAUGUCUUUCUCAGCAAAGCAGUGUUUCAAGGUUAGCCAGCCAUGUACGUUUCGGUGCUGUCAUGCACUAUAAAUGUUGCCCUCAUAUUGCGUGAAUGUUGCCAGUUCCACGUACAGGCUGUCAGUCAGGUUGUCAGUCUACAGGCAAAUAGAGAGGCAUCACAGUCAGGCUGGGGUUUCAGGCUGACCCUCUCCCUGCAUGGUGUUUUCUGACUUUCUUUCUGACUUUCUUUCUUUCUUUCUGACUUUCUUUUUCUUUCUGACUUUCUUUCUGACUUUCUUUCUUUCUGACUUUCUUUCUUUCUUUCUUUCUGACUUUCUUUCUGACUCUUUCGGACUUGGCUUUCUUUCGACUUUCUUUCUCUGACUUUCGUUGUUUCUUUGUUUCGUUCUUCUGACUUUCUUUUGGUUUCUUCCUUUUUCUUUCUGACUUCUUUUCCUUUCUUCUUUCUCUUUCUGACUUUCUUUCUGACUUUCUUUCUUUCUUUGUCAAACUCCCCACCUCCCCUCCCCCUCCCCUACUCUCUCCCUCUCUCUCACACUCUCUCCUCUGCUCUCCCCCCCUGCGUGUGCAGUCCCUGAGUCCGUACUUCUGCCUGCCGGCCCUUCCCUCGGUGACCUCACGACCCCUGGGUUCCCACGCCACGUCAGUGCUGGACUCCUCGGUGGAGCUGCUGUCCGCGCUGAGCCCUGAGGAGAGAGAGCUGCUGCAGGCCAUCACAGAAAGGGGCUAUCCGCUCCGCACCGCCAUCAUCGCCCUGCAGAAGACCGGCCAGCAGAGCCCAGAACAGGUCCGUCUUAAAACACAGUCACAAACAUUUCAUAGACAUAUGAAUUUGACCAGUUUCUAGAAUGUAAGUUUCUCUGACCAAGAUGGCCGUCCUGUAGUUGUGUUGCCGGGAUGCCAAUAUCCGCUCUAGUGCUCUAUUUAAUUCUGUGGUCAACACAACACUAUGGACAUUUAGCAGAGGCUUUUAUCCAAAGUAAUGUGUGUUGUGUUUUUACAUGACAUCAUUGACACACCGGACAGAGUGAUAUGUUGAUGUAGCAGCGUAAUGUGUUCUAGCCUAAAAAGACAUUGCCAUCAAGUGUAGUUGAAACAGAUCUCUCUCCGAUCCCGUCAGCCACAUCUCUCUGUUCUCUUUUUCAAUAGCGCAGGUGCAUAAAGAUGGCGGCCCCAAAUCCCUUGUUUUGCUAAGUUCGCCUUCAUGUGUCCUUCUUCAUGUGUUAGUAUAUAGACAAACAAAAUAAGGAUAGCAAUUCAAACUAUAAAGGCGCUUCUCAUCUAAACCAUAUUGCAAAUAAUGUUGCACACUUGAUUCAUUAACCAGACAUUCUAUGCUUUACACUGAACAUGUAAAGGGGGUAGAUGUUUCCCACAUUACCAAUGGAGGUGGGUUGGGAAAGAGGGAUUUGAAUCUAGAUCCGUCUCUAAUACACAACAACAAUAUGUGUCCUGGAACUAGAAUGUGUAGUCAGACUAGUGUAAAAAGGCCCUUAGCUCAGGCUUAGCGGUCCUGUCUCUAAGUAAAAAGAGCAGAUCACUAAACAUCCCUAAUCCUCUGCUGCUUCAACAGACGUGGUUCAAAGAGUCUACCAUAUCCCUUUAUCCCCUGGAUGUGUCUGUGUUAUUCUGUUCAAAGCCAACCAAGUCUGAUAUCCCUAAUGCUGCAUCUCAACUGGGUUCACAUACUAUUUGAAAUCUUUCAAAUAGUAAUAGCGUUUGCUUUAACCUGCCUGGAAUGCCAGAUGGGCGGGGAUUGUACUUUUGUGACUAUUCUAUUGGUUCCAUUGCACCAAGCAAGCUCAAUCAAGCCCAGCUAAAGUAUUUGGAAUAAUUUGAAAUAGUAUGUCAACCUUCUUCAUAUUGUAAAGGUACAAUCGCUCCCGACCCGUGUUAUGAAAUGUAAUGUAAUAUUUUUUAUUGUAUAUAUACUGUAACUGCAUGAAUGUUGCUGGACCCCAGGAAGAGUAGCUGCUGCCUUGGCAGGAACUAAUUGGGAUCCUUAAUAAAUUCAAAAAAUACAUACAACCAAAAGCCCCACGUUUAUGUAAUUUGCUACAGUGCCACAUUUCUGAGCAAUGAGCCCACGUAGCUGGACAUGCUGCCAGCACUCUCAACUUUUCCCCAUCCGACAGUGUGCAUCUACCUCACUGUUGGCUUUGGCGUUUAACGACCGAGCAGAACAUAUGGUUUUAGCUCCCCGCAGCCCGGCUCGUAUUUGAUGCCAUUUGCCUAUGAAGAGGGAGAGGGGAGGAGGUUAAAAAACACAAUUGUAAAAAUAGAUACCAGAUCCUCCAAAGUUUCCACAACCUGCUCAGUAUUAUGUGUGUUCUCAGCAGAGUCACAUAUACACUACCGUACAAAAGUUUGGGGUCACUUAGAAAUGUCCUUGUUUUCGACAGAAAAGCAAAUUUUUUGUCCAUUAAAAUAACAUCAAAUUGAUCAGAAAUACAGUGUAGACAUUGUUAAUGUUGUAAAUGGUUAUUGUAGCUGGAAACGGCAGAUUUUUAAUGGAAUAUCUACAUAGGCAUACAGAGGCCCAUUAUCAGCAACCAUCAGUCCUGUGUUCCAAUGGCACGUUGUGUUUGCUAAUCCAAGUCUAUCAUUUUAAAAGUCUAAUUGAUCAUUAGAAAACCCUUUUGAAAUUAUGUUAGCACAGCUGAAAACUGUUGUGCUGAUUAAAGAACAAUAAAACUGCAAAGAAAUGCCAUAUCUCAGACUGGUCAAUAAAAAUAAAAAAUUAAGAUGGGCAGUCUGAGAUAUGGCUUUUUCUUUGCAACUCUGCCUAGAAGGUCAGCAUCCCGGAGUCGCCUCUUCACUGUUGACGUUGAGACUGGUGUUUUGCGGGUACUAUUUAAUGAAGCUGCCAGUUGAGGACCUGUGAGGUGCCUGUUUCUCAAACUAGACACUUUAAUGUAUUUGUCCUCUUGCUCAGUUGUGCACCGGGGCCUCCCACUCCUCUUUCUAUUCUGGUUAGAGCCAGUUUGCGCUGUUCUGUGAAGGGAGGAGUACACAGCGUUGUACGAGAUCUUCAGUUUCUUGGCAAUUUUUCGCAUGGAAUAGCCUUCAUUUCUCAGAACAAGAGUAGACUGACGAGUUUCAGAAGAAAGUUAUUUGUUUCUGGCCAUUUUGAGCCUGUAAUCGAACCCACAAUUGCUGAUGCUCCAGAUACUCAACUAGUCUCAAGAAGGCCAGUUUUAUUGCUUCUUUAAUCAGCACAACAGUUUUCAGCUGUGCUAACAUAAUUGCAAAAGGGUUUUCUAAUGAUCAAUUAGCCUUUUAAAAUGAUAAACUUGGAUUAGCAAACACAACGUGCCAUUGGAACACAGGACUGAUGGUUGCUGAUAAUGGGCCUCUGUACGCCUAUGUAGAUAUUCCAUAAAAAAUCAUAGCCAUUUAAAACAUUAACAAUGUCGACACUGUAUUUCUGAUCAAUUUGAUGUUAUUUUAAUGGACAAAAAAAUAGAUUUUCUUUAGAAAACAAGGACAUUUCUAAGUGACCCCAAACUUUUGAACGGUAGUGCAGUUUCAGGGGCUGCCUCUGGCUCCUCUCCCUCAGGGUUACUUCUGGCUCCUCUCUCUCAAGGGGGGCUGGCCUCUGGUACUCUCCCUCAGGGGUGCCUCUGGCGCCUCAGGGGUUACUUCUUCGGCUCCUCUCUCUCAGGGGCUACCUCUGGCUACUCUCCCUCAGGGCGUGCCUCUGGCUCCUCUCCCUCAGGGCUACCUCGGCUACUCUCCCUCAGGGCUGCCUCUGGCUACUCUCCUCAGGAGCUGCCUCUGCUCCUCUCCCUCAGGGCAACCUCUGGCCCCUUCCCUAGGGCUGCCUCUGGCUACUCUCCCUCAGGCUGCCUCUGGCUACUCUCCCUCAGGGGCUGCCUCUGGCUCCUCUCCCUCAGGGGCUGCCUCUGGCUACUCUCCCUCAGGGGCUGCCUCUGGCUACUCUCCCUCAGGGGCUGCCUCUGGCUACUCUCUCUCAGGGGCUAACUCUGGCUUCUCUCCCUCAGGGGCUGCCUCUGGCUCCUCUCCCUCAGGGGCUACCUCUGGCUCCUCUCCCUCCGUGUGAUGCAUGGUCCAGUGGGCAGGGCCCUGGAGGGGGGGCUUUGGGAAGCAGCGGAGGGGGAGUGGAUAAACAGGACCAUGAAUCAAGUGACACAUUCAAGUUAGCUGGGCUAAAUGGUUUAGAAAGUUGCCUAGCCUGCUGUGUGGAGGUUGUAGCCAGGGUUCAGCUCUUCUCUUAUGCCCCCCCCCCCCCUCUCUCUCUCUCUCUCUCUCGUCAGCCCUCUCUCUACACCGCCCACCCCCUUUGCUCCUAUCUAUUUCUCUCUCCAUCCUUCCUCAACCCUCUCUUCCAUUUUCUUUUUAUCUCUCUCUCCUUCCAUCUCUCCCUCCCUUCCCUCUCUCCUUCCAUCUCUCCCUCCCUCCCCUCUCCUUCCAUCUCUCCCUCCCCUCUCUCCUUCCAUCUCUCCCUCCCUCCCCUCUCUCCUUCCAUCUCUCUCUCCUUCCAUCUCUCUCCUUCCAUCUCUCCCUCCCUCCCCUCCCUCCUUCCUCUCUCUCCUUCCAUCUCUCCCUCCCUCCCCUCUCUCCUUCCAUCUCUCUCUCCCUCCCUCCCCUCCCUCCCUCCCCUCUCUCCUUCCUCUCUCUUCUUCCAUUUCUCCCUCCCUCCCCUCUCCCCUUCCCUCUCUCUCCCCCCUCUCUCCCUCCCCUCCCCUCUCUCCUUCAUUUUCCCCUCCUUCCCCCUCCCCCCUUCCCUCUCCCCUUUCCCCUCUCUCCCUCCCUCCCUCCUUUCCUUUCCCCCUCUCCCUUCCUCCUCCUCCCUCCCCCCCUUCUUCCUUCCUCUCCCCUCCUCCCUUCCCCUCCCCCCUCCCUCUCUCCUUCCUUCCUCCCCCUUUUCCCCCUUCCCCCUCUCUCCUUCCUCCUUUUCCCCCACCCCCCUCCCCCCCUUUCCCCCCCCUCCCCCUUCCCCUCCUCCUUCCAUUUUCCCCCUCCCUCCCCUCCUCUCCCUCCCCCCUCCCCCUCUCCUUCCCCCUUCCCCCCCUCCCUCCCUCCCCUCUUUUCCUUCCCCCUCUCCCUCCCUCCCUCCCCCCUCCCUCCCCCUUUUUCUCCUUCCAUCUCUCUCCCUCCCUCCCCUUCUCCUUCCUCUCCCUCCUUCCUCCUCUCCCUCCCUUCCUCCUCCCCCUUCCUCUCUCCCCCUUUCCCUUUUCUCUCCCCCCUCCCCUCCUUUUUCCUCCCUCCCUCCCCUCCCUUCCUCUCUCUCCUUCCAUUCUCCCUCCCUCCUCCCCCCCCUUCCUUCCUCUCUCCCCCCUCCCCUCUCCCCUUCCUCUCGCCCCCCCCUCUCUUCCUCCCUCCCUUCUCUCCACCCUUCCUUCUCCCCGUCAAGUAAAGAAAAGCAGCGGGGUUUUAAACAUCCGGGGAUCAACUCUUUAAUCAAUUACCUAUUUAAUCAGUGUAAUCCCCCCGCCCUCUCUCUCUCUCCCUCCGUCUUCCUGUUAAAACAGGCCAUGGGUCACCCUGCUCUCACACAUAUUACCUUUCACUCUGCUGAUCUCAGAUCAGUUAUUCUCCAUUUCAGAGUGAUGUCAUUAGCACAAGAUUGGCUUAUCAGAUUUUUUAAAAUAUAUACAGUGGGGAAAAAAAGUAUUUAGUCAGCCACCAAUUAUGCAAGUUCUCCCACUAAAAAGAUGAGGAGCCCCGUAAUUUUCAUCAUAGGUACACGUCAACUAUGACAGACAAAUUGAGAAAAGAAAAUCCAGAAAAUCACAUUGUAGGAUUUUUAAUGAAUUUAUUUGCAAAUUAUGGUGGAAAAUAAUUAUUUGGUCACCUACAAACAAGCAAGAUUUCUGGCUCUCACAGACCUGUAACUUCUUCUUUAAGAGGCUCCUCUGUCCUCCACUCGUUACCUGUAUUAAUGGCACCUGUUUGAACUUGUUAUCAGUAUAAAAGACACCUGUCCACAACCUCAAACAGUCACACUCCAAACUCCACUAUGGCCAAGACCAAAGAGCUGUCAAAGGACACCAGAAACAAAAUUGUAGACCUGCACCAGGCUGGGAAGACUGAAUCUGCAAUAGGUAAGCAGCUUGGUUUGAAGAAAUCAACUGUGGGAGCAAUUAUUAGGAAAUGGAAGACAUACAAGACCACUGAUAAUCUCCCUCGAUCUGGGGCUCCACGCAAGAUCUCACCCCGUGGGGUCAAAAUGAUCACAAGAACGGUGAGCAAAAAUCCCAGAACCACACGGGGGGACCUAGUGAAUGACCUGCAGAGAGCUGGGACCAAAGUAACAAAGCCUACCAUCAGUAACACACUACGCCGCCAGGGACUCAAAUCCUGCAGUGCUAGACGUGUCCCCCUGCUUAAGCCAGUACAUGUCCAGGCCCGUCUGAAGUUUGCUAGAGUGCAUCCAGAAGAGGAUUGGGAGAAUGUCAUAUGGUCAGAUGAAACCAAAAUAUAACUUUUUGGUAAAAACUCAACUCGUCGUGUUUGGAGGACAAAGAAUGCUGAGUUGCAUCCAAAGAACACCAUACCUACUGUGAAGCAUGGGAGUGAAAACAUCAUACUUUGGGGCUGUUUUUCUGCAAAGGGACCAGGACGACUGAUCCGUGUAAAGGAAAGAAUGAAUGGGGCCAUGUAUCGUGAGAUUUUGAGUGAAAACCUCCUUCCAUCAGCAAGGGCAUUGAAGAUGAAACGUGGCUGGGUCUUUCAGCAUGACAAUGAUCCCAAACACACCGCCCGGGCAACGAAGGAGUGGCUUCGUAAGAAGCAUUUCAAGGUCCUGGAGUCUCCAGAUCUCAACCCCAUAGAAAAUCUUUGGAGGGAGUUGAAAGUCCGUGUUGCCCAGCGACAGCCCCAAAACAUCACUGCUCUAGAGGAGAUCUGCAUGGAGGAAUGGGCCAAAAUACCAGCAACAGUGUGUGAAAACCUUGUGAAGACUUACAGAAAACGUUUGACCUGUGUCAUUGCCAACAAAGGGUAUAUAACAAAGUAUUGAGAAACUUUUGUUAUUGACCAAAUACUUAUUUUCCACCAUAAUUUGCAAAUAAAUUCAUUAAAAAUCCUACAAUGUGAUUUUCUGGAUUUUUUUUCCUCAUUUUGUCUGUCAUAGUUGACAUGUACCUAUGAUGAAAAUUACAGGCCUCUCUCAUCUUUUUAAGUGGGAGAACUUGCACAAUUGGUGGCUGACUAAAUACUUUUUUUCCACACUGUAUAAUGUGUCUAUAGACUCACCUAAUGUGUCUUCCUCAUCCUGGUGUGUGUGUGUGUGACACCAAGUUGUCACUGCAGAAAUAUGAUCUGACUUAAUUAUCAUCGUUAUAGAUACUGCUGUGUUAGGAGUAAUUGGACUCUUGCCAUAAUGGCACACAUAUUGAUAUAGAACACCACAGAGCACAGUGCCAGAUUCACAAGAACCACAUCAGUUAAUACUCACAGUUACACUGAAACAUUUACCCUUUUCACACUACCAAUCUGUAAUGCACUGACAUGGUUACGCAUCCACCAUAGUUACUGAAGCCGUGCUGGAAAGGACAAUAUGAAAAGAAAAUAUCUAAGUCAGCACAGUACAGUUGAGAUCAGUGUGAUGGUGUGAAACGGGUAUUCUUCUAAUCAUCUUGUCAACCAUAUUUGUGGCUGCUUUGUGUCUAAUGCUCGUCACUUGAAUAUAUUUUGUUGACAGACUGCUGUUGAGUGCAGAGACAGACAGUUACCCAGGCAACUGUUUACCUGCUAGCGACAGUAAUGCUAUUAGUGGUAGUAAUCCGUGGUGGUGUGGUGGUUGUGUGCAGAUCCUACGCUAUCUGGUGGCCUGCGAUAGACUGUGUGAGCGGGGCUACGACGAGGCGCAGGUGGAGGAGGCCCUGGAGAUGUUCCAGAACUGUGAGACCAAGGUAAACAUAAUUGAUUAUUACUUUAUUUAUCUUGGUAUUCUCUUUUUACCUCACAGCUUUCCUCUAAUGAACAACAAAUCAAUUUGAAUUGAAUUGUACUGCUGGAUUUAAAGGAAUAGUUCACCCAAAAUACAAAAUUACAUAUUGGCUUCCUUACCCUCUGAAUGCUAAAAAGUAAGCAAUUGGAGACAGUGGCCAGCUAAACAAAACCAAAGCAUGGAUUGGUGUCUUACCUUGUCCAUAAACUACUUACAGGGUAAGGAAACCAACAUGUCAUUUGGGUGAACUAUCCCUUUAACUGUAAAAGCUGCUCUAUCAUCUGAUGGUUUCUCUCCUCUCUCCCCCUCAGGCUGAGGAGUUUCUUCACCUGCUGGCUCAGUUCAAUGAGAUGGGCUUCCAGCAGAACGCUAUCAAAGAGGUUCUGUUAGUCCACGAGAACCACCGCGAGAGGGCCCUGGAAGAGCUGAUGAUGCGU
Molecule: messenger RNA, 15268 nt
Organism: Coregonus sp. 'balchen'
Lineage: Eukaryota; Metazoa; Chordata; Actinopteri; Salmoniformes; Salmonidae
Source: the annotation of a GenBank genome assembly